This is a messenger RNA of Lynx canadensis (Canada lynx), 3112 nucleotides long. RefSeq names its product alpha-1,3-mannosyl-glycoprotein 4-beta-N-acetylglucosaminyltransferase-like protein MGAT4E. Gene Ontology annotation, molecular function: acetylglucosaminyltransferase activity. Gene Ontology annotation, biological process: protein N-linked glycosylation. Lineage: Eukaryota; Metazoa; Chordata; Mammalia; Carnivora; Felidae. The record is from RefSeq and is a predicted model, not a curated record. The transcript is spliced from 4 exons. The coding region runs from base 1398 to 3017 and encodes 539 amino acids.
CCAAAAAUGGGGGGGGGUGGGAGCUGGAGGUUGGAAAGACAGACUUAGGACAUUAAUUCUUAAUGAUGACAAGGAAGAUGACAAGAUAAAGUGGAAGGAGAUUUUCAGGGAAAGAGACAGCAUGUCUGGAAUAAGUGGGAAUUGAAAAUCACCCAAGGAAACUGAAAUUGGUAAAUUUGUGGAGAUAGAUUUACUUCUUCCCUAAACUCUCUACGAGAUUGCCACACUUGGUAAGUCAUGUUGCCCAAAGGACUUUCUUGGGGAGCUUCCGAGUGACUUGACCUCUGUUGCCAUAUAGCCAGAUUCCAAUCUGCUCUUCUCAUUUUGAUUCCAGAUGUUCACCAGGUGCUAACCAAAGAUUAUCUCCUGCCAUUGGGAUUUUGAGUAAUUUUUAUUCUUUUUUUUUUCGUAAUUGAUCCAAUGUUUUUCAUUAAACAUAUAUUGAUUUGAAUUUGGAGAAAAUAUCAAUAAAACUAUUCCUAUUUGGAGAAAAAUGUGGCCCAGUCCACAGUCCUGGAUCUAGAUCAGAAUCCCAGGACACUGAUGUCAAAACUUCCUCACCAUUUCCCUGCAACCCUUACCAAGGAGCUGGUGUUUCGUGUGAAGUUGGAGAGGUAAACAGGUCCCAUUCAGAGAGGACAAUAGUUGUAGGUGGAGUGUCACCUGAAAGCAGUGACCAACUUUGCCUUGCCUUAGAGGAUGCACAUUUUGGCCUCAUCUAGCUCCCACAAAUAUUGUAUUUUCUUCUUGACUUUGGAGAAAACCUUGAAGUCUCAGGAGCUGUGAAGCUGAGUUCUUCUGCACCACCCCCCCAAAAAAAGCCUCAGAACUACACCUCCAGUAAAGAGAAAUUCCAGCCCUCAUCUUCUGUUAAACAAAAAGACUCUGAAGGACAUAGCACUCCAAACAUGGUAAAGACUUUCACGUGAUUAGAAAUUUCCGGUCACUUUUAGUUUCCAACCUACUUACCAGUCCAGGAUGGGGGGGAAGAUAUACCAACAAGAGUUUCCCUCUGAGUUGACCAACAUCAUAAUCUGCCUAACGUAAUCCUGGAAAUGAUCAGGCACAAAAGUAAACAGGGACCUAACAGACAAGACAAUAAUAAACAGUUAUUUAUUGAUCAAUAACAUCCAAGUAGAGUCUUUGACUUGAAUUCAGAGUUUAGGGAAAAAUAUGAUUAAUGCCUAACCCUUGAUUUCCUCUUCUUGGCAACGCGUCCGCUGUGGUUGGGUCUCUACUCCAAGAGUGGAUAAACAAAAGAAGCUCCUCCAAUUUUACCUGGAAACCCAGACAGGAGGUGAAGAUGGUAGAAGUGGAAGAGAAUCAAACUCCUUGACCUUUGUCUCUCCAUAGAUGGCUACAAGUAGGAGGGAGGGUUGAAGUGCGUGGAGAAGACUAUGGAAAUAAUUCAGCGGCGGAGGGAAGGGGGAAAGGAUGUGGGAGGCUUCCUGGUAGGAGGAGGACAUCCUUAUGCUUCUGUAAGCUGGAAGCACUUAAGAUUCAUAUCCCGCUCACAUUUCUUUGCAGAGCUCCUCCAGGCCCCAGCACCAUGCGUCAUUGCCUAUGGAAAUAUAGUUGUUGUGUCCUUAAUCUUCCUGAGCUUCUUCCUCCAAGAGAAUAAUGAAGAGCAUCUUACAUAUAACUUAAUAUUGCAGGAGGAAAAGAAGAAAAUACUGUGGCAGCUCAAUCAGGACCAAAUGAUCUCUGAGAGCAGAAACCAUCUAGAGAACUUCAAGGACAUGCAGAAAGCCUCCCCUUUACUCCAACAGGCCAAGUACAAAUUGCUGGCUGGAUCCCCUCCCCAGGAAAAGAAACUGCUGACCAUAGGGAUUUCCUCGGAGCAACACCCUAAUGGGAGCUACCUCUUGGACACCCUGCAGUCCCUGUUCCAAGCUUCCUCAAAACACGAGCUGAAUUGUAUCGUGGUGCUGGUCCACCUGUCAGAUCCCGACCCCGAAUGGCUCAGACGAACAGUUGCCAAUAUUUCAGACCUCUUCAAACCACAUAUUGAGGCCCAGAAGCUGCUCAUGAUCCACGGUCAUCUCGGUGACUCUCCUCUCCCAGGAGAUCGGAAUAAUGUUAGUCGCACCUCACGCUGCGAAGUGCAUUAUUCCAGGCAGAAAGUCCAUUAUGCCCUCCUCAUGAACUUUGCUAUCAACCUCUCUGAAUACUUUCUGAUGAUGGAAGAUUAUGUUUACUGCACUUCCAAAUUUAUUUCUACCAUCUAUUGGGCAUUGUCAGCCUGGAAAGAACUACCUUGGGCGAUCCUGGAGUUCUCCAGCCUAAGCCUCUCUGGGAAAGUUUUCCACACCAGUGACCUCUCCCGCCUGGCCUCUCUCUUUCUCCUUUUCCAUAAGGAUAUUCCCAUUUACUUGUUUCUCUCUGAAUUCCGCCUUCUCUUGGCCCAGAGUGUUCCAAUUCGUUUCAGUCCCUCAGUCUUCUUCCACAUAGGCAAGUAUCCUGCGUUUGAGGACACAUGCUUUCCUGUGGAGAAGGAGAAGGUGUUUGGUGAACCAGACAACCCCGUUGCCAGCGUCCUCACUGACAUGAUGGCAGAAAUGAAUGGUAUUCCACAAUACGCUUAUACUCUGAACGAAGAGUGCUACUCUACUCUCAAUCCUCUAAGAGGCAACUACCUGACAGUGAUUUUGGAGAAGCCACAAAAAGUCAUCCGGAUAGAGGUCCUGACAGGUUCUGACAAAAAAGGGCUGUAUUGGCUACGGCAGGGGCAAGUGGAGCUGGGCUAUGAUCCCUUGGAGAAUUCCAGAGGCUGCACCCGCUAUACCCUUCUAGGUCCACUGGUGGAAGGAAAUUUAGACCAGAGGGUAUUUUAUGAAGAAGAUUCUGUGGAGGAGUUGAGUUGUAUACGACUGCUUGUGCUAGCCUCUCAAGAGUCUUGGCUCCUGAUCAGGCAGAUCAAAGUCUGGACUCAGCAUGAGGAAGAGGAGAGUUAUUACAGUGGGAAUUCUGGAAAGGUGGGGUUUGGGAAUGGAAUCAACAUGGCCGACCAGAAAUAAAGCCGAAAUUGAUCAAGGCCUGCUCCUUCAGAGUAGGAUGAGCAUGUAAUUUAUUAUCCAAACUGGGACACUUUUGAGAAUGAAAGGAAACACUA